GGCGCAAACCAAGCGUGCUUGGUCACAAACCGGGCCGGGCAUCAUUGGGAGAAAGGAAGAAUUGCUGAUUAAUCAACGCUGAAUGAGUUUUCAGAAAUCACCUACUUUAUUAAUUUAUUCCCCAUCGUAGCUAGUACGUGUUCCUGUACACCACAUAAACGAAGGGUUUUGUGACACAGCGCAAUUGUUUAGGUGUCUGAGGUUUGCGCCAGCAUGUCUGUGUCUGUGAUCAUUAAAUGGGGUGGACAGGAGUACUCCAUCAGUACACUCUCUGAAGAGGACACUGUGCUGGACCUCAAGCAGUCUAUCAAGUCCCUGACUGGGGUUCUUCCAGAGAGACAGAAACUCCUAGGAUUAAAAGUCAAAGGUAAACCAGCAGAGGAUAACAUGAAGCUGGGCUCACUGAAGCUCAAACCCAAGACCAAGAUCAUGAUGAUGGGCAGCAGAGAGGAGAGUCUGGAAGACGUUUUAGCACCUCCCCCAGAGAAUGAUGACGUUGUCAAUGACUUUGACAUUGAAGAAGAGGUGAUUGAAGUAGAGAACAGAGAGGAGAACUUGGCCAAGAUAGCCCGCCGUGUCAAAGACUACAAAGUGGAGGAGAUGAACCCACCCAGGGAAGGAAAGAGGCUGCUAGUACUAGAUGUGGACUACACAUUGUUUGAUCACAAGUCAUGUGCAGAGACAGGUCAAGAGCUCAUGAGGCCUUUUCUCCAUGAGUUCUUGACCUCUGCGUUCGAAGACUAUGACAUUGUAAUUUGGUCUGCCACGAGUAUGAAGUGGAUUGAUGCUAAAAUGAAAGAGCUAGGAGUGACAGACAACCCUAACUACAAGAUCACCUUCAUGCUGGACAGUGCAGCCAUGAUCACCGUGCACACACCUAAGAGGGGUGUAGUGGAGGUGAAGCCUCUCGGGGUGAUAUGGGGCAAGUACAGUGAGUUCUACAGCAAGAGGAACACCAUCAUGUUCGACGACAUUGGCAGAAAUUUCCUCAUGAACCCACAGAACGGACUGAAGAUUCGUCCAUUCAUGAAAGCGCACUUAAACCGUGAGAAAGACAAAGAGCUCUUCAAACUGUCUCAGUAUCUUAAAGAGAUUGCCAAACUGGAGGACUUCUCUUUUCUCAACCAUAAGCAUUGGGAGAGGUAUCUGUCAAAGAAACAGAGCCAGUGAGCGCAUUGUUGUGGAUAUGUGAAGGGAUGGUCAUUCCUCAACCAGGAACAGUGCUGGACACUGAAGCCCUCACCAAACUACUACUGCCUGUUUCCCAUUGUAUGGCUUGUUCUUUUGAUUUCUGUUCUUCCCCCCCUCAUCUCUGAAAUCCUUUGUUACCUUCAGUAUAACAGUUCUGUCACCUAUCCAUAAACCGAGAGACACACGGUAAGUACUGUACACAUACCGGUACACAGUUUACAUUCAAUGGUUUUUGUUAGGUUUCAUCCAAUUGCUCUUUCAGAGUAGUGACUCUUAUCAUCUGUAGCUAUAUGAACAUGUUCUAUACUGAUACCGUUGCAUAUUCUCUUUCUCUCCCCCCCGGCUCUCUCCCUUAUGGCACCAUACCAAGUAGAGAUGGUGAAGCUAGCACAGGAACUGACUUUUACUGAGUGCACCUGACACUGAGGUAGAGUUGAUCAGACUUAACUAACCAGUGAGGUGGAUUAGGCCUCUAUUUGGAUGAUGUCCAUAUGCUGCUGCUUGUCACAGAGGUCAUUUCAGAAGGAGAGGGAAGAUGUUGUCCAACAGGCAGUUUAGUUUAUGUCAUUGUGUACUGACAUCAGCUAUAUGCCUGCCUGGAAAUAACAUCUACAGUGCCUUCAGAAAGUCUUCACACCCUUCACAUUUUGUUGUUACAGUCUGAAUUUAAAAUGGAUUUACGUAAAGAUUUUGUCACUGGCCGACACACAUUACCUGAUAAUGUCUGAGUGGAAAUCUUAUUUAAAUUUUAAUUUAAAAAAAAUAAAAAUGAAAAUCUGAAAUGUCUUGAAUUAGUAAGUAUUCAACCCCUUUUAUGGCAAGCCUAAAGUUCAGGAGUAAAAAAUGUUCUUAACAAGUUGCAUGGACUGUGUUUAACAUUAUUUUUGAAUGACUACCUCAUCGCUGUAGCCCACACAUACAAUUAUCUAUAAGGUCCCUCAGUCGAGCAGUGAAUUUCAAACACAGAUUCAACCACAAAGACCAGGGAGGUUUUCCAAUGCCUCACAAAGAUUGGUAGAUGGGUAAAAAAAAAGCAGACAUUGAAUUUCCCUUUGAGCAUGGCGAAGUUAUUAAUUUCACUUUUGAUGGUGUAUCAAUACACCCAGUCACUAAGAUACAGGUGUCUUUUAUAACUUAGUUGCCAGAGAGGAAGGAAACCACUCAGGGAUUUCACCAUGAGGCCAAAGGUGACUUUAAAACAGUUUGAGUUUAAUGGCUGUGAUAGAACUGAGGAUGGAUCAACAUUGUAGUUAUCUACAAUACUAACCUGAAUGACAGAGUCAAAAGAAAGAAGCCUGUACAGAAUAAAAAUAUUCAAAAACAUGCGUCCUGUUUGCAGUAAGGCAUUGCAAAAAUAAAACUGCACAAAAUGUGGCAAAGAAAUGAACUCUGUCCUGCAUAUAAAAUGUUAUAUUUGGGGCAAAUCCAAGCAUGGUGGUGGCUUCAUCAUGUUAUGGGUAUGCUUGUCAUCAGCAAUGAUUAUGGAGUUUUUUUUAAGAUAAAAAGAAACUGAAUAGAGCUAAGCACAGGAAAAAUCCUAGAGGAAACCCUGACUGUCUGCUUUUCAACUGACAUAUGGAGACAAAUUAGGACAAUUACCUCAAACACAAGGCCAAAUAUACACUGGAGUUGCUUACCAAGAUGACAUUGCAUGUUCCUGAGUGGCCUAGUUACAGUUUUGACUUUAAAUCUGCUUCAAAAUCUAUGGCAAGACUUGAAAAUGACUGUCAACAACCAACUUGGCAGAGAUUGAAGAAUUUUAAAAAGAACGAUCCAGGUGUGGAUGUAUUGACUCAACGGGUUGAAUACUUAUGUAAUCACUAUAUAUAUAUAAUUGAUGUAGAAUAAAAAAUAAAAUAUAUAUAUAUAUUUCUUUUUCUUCAAAUGUUACAAUUUGUCUUCCACUUUGACAUUACAGAGUAUCUUGUGUCGAUCAUUGACAAAAUAAAUGACAAUUAAAUACAUUUUUCAUCCCAUUUUGUAACAACAAAAUGUGGAAGUCUAAGGGUGUGAAUACUUUCUGAAGGCACUGUAUCUUUGCGUGUGGCUAAACAGUAUUUUUUAAUUAUUAUUAUGCAUUUGACCGAAUUUUGAUUUGAGCUGAACACUUUUGUCAUAUUCUCAGGCAAAUGUUAAGGCCACUGAAGUUAAUGAACCAAACUAUACUUGCUGUAGAAUGAUUGAAAAUAAGUUGGAAAAAGGCACCUAUGAUGUUUUUGAAGGUGGGUGGGGAAAUUUGAAAGGCAUUGUGUUAGACUCAGCACAAGCACUAGACACUAAACUUCUCAGACUAAAGUUCUCAGAUUUUGUAUGAGGUUUAUUUGGAAAUAGAAUUGUAUUGUUUUCAGUUGGAUAGUUCGAAGAAUGGAUAUGGUUCUGAACAUGGAAUCGAACCCAUUUGUAUCUGUUACUAGUAUUCUCUUUAAGAGGCAAUUGAACAGUCUUUAACAGUAUUUAGGUUAAUUCAAUAUUUGCCAACAUUUUGCUUUAUUGGCUCUAACACUAGAGCAUCAAUGCUCUCACGUCAUCCCGCAAAGUUAUGCAAUAAUCUAAAGAUCAACUGCUAUCAGAGGAUACGAACACGUCGGGGUUUACUCUGUUAUUUUCUGUUUUGGAUUGUCAAAUAUUUAUUUUACAGACUAACUUCUUGUUUUCUUGUAAAGGACAUGUUUUGCCGCCUUCAUGUCAGGUGGCAAAGGUCAAUUUAAAUAAGCAUUUCAGUUGUUAAAUUAAGGUACUCUCACAGAGUUUCUAAACCCAGAGGCGCAACAUCGCGAGCUUCCGGAAAACGCUUGCGAAACAGACCAAACAGACUAGGUGUUUGAGACGUUAAUGGGAGAAGUGAAAUAAUUAUUAUAAUAAUGUUUUCUCAAUCUAAAGGCACAACCUAGAUUCGAGCCAAUGUCUUAGGUAGUUGAACAUGCUAUUACUGCAACCUUGUGACAAACUGACACAUUUUACAUUUUCGUCCAAAACUUUAUAUCAAAGGAGUGCCUUUGAUUUGAUGGCCUUUAGACCCGAUGACGUGUUUCUAAACGAGCUUAGCUAGCCAACGUCGUUGUGACAUCAUCUACGGGUGUGAUUGGGGAUUUCUGUUGGAUAAGCUGUUUUAGCCUGUCUUCAUACUGUACUGUCUUUGGUACUAUCAUUUACCAAGCUGUGUGUACUCUGUCUACAUGCAUCUUAGGCACUGAAUACACACUUGGAUAACCGACAUUCAGCAUGUAUGGUAACUCAUGUCUGUCGCUGAAGCAGCACUUGGAUAACCGACAUUCAGUAUGUAUGGUAACUUAUGUCUGUUGCUGAAGCAGCACUUGGAUAACCGACAUUCAGUAUGUAUGGUAACUCAUGUCUGUUGCUGAAGCAGCACUUGUAUAACCGACAUUCAGUAUGUAUGGUAACUCAUGUCUGUUGCUGAAGCAGCACUUGGAUAACCGACAUUCAGUAUGUAUGGUAACUCAUGUCUGUCGCUGAAGCAGCACUUGGAUAACCGACAUUCAGUAUGUAUGGUAACUCAUGUCUGUCGCUGAAGCAGCACUUGGAUAACCGACAUUCAGUAUGUAUGGUAACUCAUGUCUGUCGCUGAAGCAGCACUUGGAUAACCGACAUUCAGUAUGUAUGGUAACUCAUGUCUGUUGCUGAAGCAGCACUUGGAUAACCGACAUUCAGUAUGUAUGGUAACUCAUGUCUGUCGCUGAAGCAGCACUUGUAUAACCGACCUUCAGUAUGUAUGGUAACUCAUGUCUGUCGCUGAAGCAGCACUUGUCAAACUAUUAUUUGUUUAGUUCUCAGCUUGUCAUAUUUGUUACCUCCAGUUAAGUUUGCUUCACAAUCACAUGGUUUGUAAAAGAUGAGGAAACCAUCACAUUUGUUGUCCUGUGAGAUGUCAUUUGCAGACUGUUGUACACUCCCCUAUGUAUAUAUUUGGACAGUGAAACUAAAAUGUUUCAUUUGGCUCUAUACUCUAGAAUUUAGGAUUUAAGAUCAUGUUUUAUAUGAUGCAACAGUCUGUAAUGUCACCUUUUUUAUUUUGUGGUAUUUUUAUACAUCUGUUUUACUUUUUAGAAAUGAAAGCACUUUAUGUAUCUAGCCCUCUACCCCCCCCCCCCCCACCCACCCAUUUGAAGGUGUCAUAAGUAAGGACAAAUUCACUUGUGUAGUAUUUGGUCCCAUAUUCCUUGCACGCGAUGACUACAUCAAGCUUGUGACUCUACAAACCUGUUGGAUGCUUUUGGUUGUUUUGGUUAUGUUGUUUUGGUUAUGUUGUGCACAAUAGAAAUGAAUCAAAUUCAUCCAAAACGUCUCUACAGUCAAGCUUGAUGUAGUCAUGGCACGCUAGGAAUGUACACCAAAUACUACACUUUUGACAAUUUAAUACACUAAUUGAAUUUGUCCAAAUACUUCAAAUUGGGGGACUAGAUGCAUAAAGUGCAUUCAUUCCUAAAUGGUAAAACAGAGAACACCUUCAAAUAAAAGGUGACAUUCUGUACUGUCACCUCAUGUAAAACAUUUGAUCUGAAAUACAAUAUGCUUCAGUAUAGUGCCAAAUUAGAAGUUCAAGUUUCACUGUCCAAGUACGUAGGGGGGUGUCGGACAGCGUGAACAUGUUUUUAACAAGCGGACACCGGAUUCCUGUUGUGAACAUAUCCCGACUGUAAAUAAAAGAUGACACUUUUUAGAAAAUAAACUUUUGUAGUCAGAUUUUUACA
Messenger RNA from Oncorhynchus nerka (sockeye salmon), 5900 nucleotides. RefSeq names its product ubiquitin-like domain-containing CTD phosphatase 1. NCBI's taxonomy places the organism in Eukaryota, Metazoa, Chordata, Actinopteri, Salmoniformes, Salmonidae. The transcript is spliced from 11 exons. Gene Ontology annotation, cellular component: nucleus. The record is from RefSeq and is a predicted model, not a curated record. Gene Ontology annotation, molecular function: protein binding; protein serine/threonine phosphatase activity. Gene Ontology annotation, biological process: protein dephosphorylation. Bases 214 to 1170 code for a protein of 318 amino acids.